Messenger RNA from Teleopsis dalmanni, 3459 nucleotides. RefSeq names its product voltage-dependent calcium channel type A subunit alpha-1-like. Gene Ontology annotation, biological process: chemical synaptic transmission; calcium ion import across plasma membrane. The record is from RefSeq and is a predicted model, not a curated record. Gene Ontology annotation, cellular component: membrane; voltage-gated calcium channel complex. Lineage: Eukaryota; Metazoa; Arthropoda; Insecta; Diptera; Diopsidae. The coding region runs from base 1 to 3393 and encodes 1130 amino acids. The transcript is spliced from 16 exons. Gene Ontology annotation, molecular function: high voltage-gated calcium channel activity.
AUGCUGGGAGGCGUUGCCGGUCGACAUAUGUCGAAUCGACGCAGAGGUUCAUCGCCUAUGGUGCGUUUGAGCGGUGGUGUGUUAUCCAGCUUAGAUGACAGCGGAGGCGGUGGUCCGGGCAGCAUCGGCAUGAAUGCACAAUAUGUGCCAAAAAUACCACCGAGGCGCAGACGUGCCGUUACAACCAGUGACCACAAAAGCUGUGCACUUAUACAAACGAGACUGAAAUUAGGCGAUAUAAUGUUGGCAGCGGCUCAGGAAGCGGCGCUAGCAGGGCAUCAACAGGGCUCCACAAGCGGGGGGCACUCGGGUCGAAGGGGAGCCCAUCGCUUAGCUGAUAGAAUGGGUGGCCCAAAGAAAGACGACACACCACCAGGUGGUGGUCCCACAUCAUUAUUUAUCCUAACUGAGGAUAAUCCAAUUAGAAAAUACACACGAUUCAUUAUAGAAUGGCCGCCCUUCGAGUACGCUGUGUUAUUGACAAUCAUUGCCAACUGUGUAGUGUUGGCAUUAGAAGAACAUUUGCCUGCGGGUGAUAAAACAGUAUUGGCUCAGAAAUUGGAAAGAACGGAGGCCUAUUUUUUAUGCAUUUUUUGUGUAGAAGCAUCGCUCAAGAUCCUUGCCUUAGGGCUUGUUCUGCAUAAACACUCCUACCUCAGGAAUAUUUGGAACAUAAUGGAUUUCUUUGUAGUAGUAACGGGAUUCAUCACAAUGUUCCCACAAAAAGGGCCCGAAGUAGAUCUAAGAACACUUAGGGCUAUACGUGUGCUACGGCCCUUAAAAUUAGUCUCUGGAAUUCCUAGUUUACAAGUAGUUUUAAAAUCUAUUAUCAAGGCAAUGGCACCGUUGCUUCAAAUCGGACUUUUGGUCUUGUUUGCCAUCGUUAUAUUUGCAAUCAUUGGACUCGAGUUCUAUUCGGGCGCACUGCAUAAGACUUGUUAUAGUUUAGAAGAUCCAAAUAAACCUGUUAAGGAAGGCGAAUCGGAGACGCCUUGUAAUACGGAUAAUAUACAUGAUAAAGCAGGUGGUUCAUAUGUAUGUAAUUAUAAUACGAGUAUGUGUCUGGAAAAGUGGGAUGGACCAAAUUCUGGCAUAACUAGUUUUGACAAUAUCGGGUUUGCCAUGUUGACUGUAUUCCAAUGUAUCACAAUGGAAGGCUGGACAGCAAUACUGUAUUGGACCAACGACGCUUUAGGUUCAACAUUUAAUUGGAUAUAUUUCGUGCCUCUUAUAGUUAUAGGCUCAUUUUUUAUGCUCAACUUAGUUCUUGGUGUUCUUAGCGGUGAAUUCGCAAAAGAACGUGAAAAAGUAGAAAAUAGACAAGAGUUUCUUAAACUUAGAAGACAACAGCAACUAGAAAGAGAAUUAAACGGCUAUGUUGAAUGGAUAUGUAAAGCUGAGGAAGUGAUAUUAGCCGAAGAAAGAACGACAGAAGAAGAAAAGAUGCACAUAAUGGAGGCCCGUCGUAGAACUGCCGCCAAGAAAAAGAAACUGAAAAGUCUGGGUAAAUCGAAAUCAACAGAUACAGAAGAAGAAGAAGGAGAAGAAGACUAUGGUGACGACGGAUAUCUGAAAUCGCGUUCGAAACCUCAAGGCAGUUGCACGGGAUUUUGGCGUGCAGAGAAACGUUUUCGUUUCUGGAUACGACAUACGGUCAAAACGCAGUGGUUCUAUUGGUUUGUUAUAGUUCUGGUAUUUUUAAACACGGUCUGUGUUGCUGUCGAGCACUACGGACAGCCAAAGUAUUUAUCAGAAUUUCUAUACUAUUCUGAAUUUACGUUUUUGGGUCUCUUUAUGUCGGAGAUGUUCAUCAAAAUGUAUGCGCUGGGUCCACGCAUUUAUUUCGAAUCAUCGUUUAAUCGUUUCGAUUGUGUCGUCAUUAGUGGUUCGAUAUUCGAAGUGAUAUGGUCUGAAGUGAAAGGUGGCUCGUUCGGUUUAUCCGUAUUGCGAGCUCUUCGUUUACUGCGUAUAUUUAAAGUGACCAAAUAUUGGUCGUCCCUGCGAAAUCUUGUGAUUUCGCUGUUGAACUCGAUGAGAUCCAUCAUUUCAUUGUUGUUCCUGCUCUUCUUGUUCAUUCUAAUAUUUGCCCUACUCGGCAUGCAAUUGUUUGGCGGGCAAUUUAAUUUUAAAGGCGGUACCCCCGAAACAAAUUUCAACACAUUUCCAAUAGCAUUAUUAACAGUAUUCCAAAUUUUGACCGGUGAAGAUUGGAAUGAAGUCAUGUAUCAGGGUAUUAUAUCACAAGGUGGAGCCAAGAAAGGAAUGAUUUACUCUAUAUACUUUAUCGUUUUGGUACUCUUCGGUAACUAUACGCUGUUAAACGUGUUCUUGGCUAUCGCUGUCGAUAAUUUAGCGAACGCACAAGAAUUAACCGCAGCCGAAGAGGAGCAAGUCGAAGAGGAUAAGGAGAAACAAUUGCAAGAGCUUGAAAAGGAAAUGGAAGCACUGCAAGCGGAUGGUGUACACAUUGAGAAUGGCGAUAGUGCUGCCGUAGCGAAUAAGGUCAAAAGUAAAAAGAAAGAAGAAGAGAAAAAGGAAGAAGAAGAGGUUACGGAGGGUCCAAAACCAAUGUUGCCAUAUUCAUCGAUGUUUAUAUUAUCACCAACAAAUCCCAUACGACGUGGCGCCCAUUGGGUUGUAAAUUUGCCAUAUUUUGAUUUUUUCAUAAUGGUCGUCAUCUCAUUGUCAUCGAUAGCGUUAGCGGCCGAAGAUCCCGUUCGUGAGAAUUCAAAACGAAAUAAAAUUUUAAAUUAUUUCGAUUAUGCAUUUACCGGCGUAUUCACAAUAGAAAUGUUACUGAAAAUUGUAGAUUUAGGUGUUAUACUACAUCCUGGCAGCUAUUUAAGAGAAUUCUGGAAUAUUAUGGAUGCUGUGGUCGUUAUAUGCGCUGCUGUUAGUUUCGGUUUCGAUAUGAGCGGUAGCAGUGCUGGACAAAAUUUAUCAACAAUCAAAUCGUUGCGUGUUCUGCGCGUCCUACGACCAUUAAAAACCAUUAAACGUGUUCCAAGUUUACAAGUAGUUUUAAAAUCUAUUAUCAAGGCAAUGGCACCGUUGCUUCAAAUCGGACUUUUGGUCUUGUUUGCCAUCGUUAUAUUUGCAAUCAUUGGACUCGAGUUCUAUUCGGGCGCACUGCAUAAGACUUGUUAUAGUUUAGAAGAUCCAAAUAAACCUGUUAAGGAAGGCGAAUCGGAGACGCCUUGUAAUACGGAUAAUAUACAUGAUAAAGCAGGUGGUUCAUAUGUAUGUAAUUAUAAUACGAGUAUGUGUCUGGAAAAGUGGGAUGGACCAAAUUCUGGCAUAACUAGUUUUGACAAUAUCGGGUUUGCCAUGUUGACUGUAUUCCAAUGUAUCACAAUGGAAGGCUGGACAGCAAUACUGUAUUGGGUAAAUUGAAUGUAACAAAACUAAGAGAAUUAUUGGUAUUUGCUUCUAAAAGUAAUUAAAAUGAAAACACCAAAA